Molecule: messenger RNA, 615 nt
Organism: Trichophyton benhamiae CBS 112371
Lineage: Eukaryota; Fungi; Ascomycota; Eurotiomycetes; Onygenales; Arthrodermataceae
Product: 5-aminolevulinic acid synthase
Exons: 2
Coding region: 1-615 (204 amino acids)
Source: RefSeq, a predicted model, not a curated record
AUGGAGUCUCUGCUUCAGCAGUCCCGCGCCCUCUGCCCGUUCCUAAAGAAGACCGCCCCGGCUACGCUGCGAGCGCUCUCCACCACCACCAGGCCGAGUUCGAGCGUUGUUGGAGGCACCAUCACCAACCUUCAGGUGGUUGCCAGGCGCUGCCCUGUCAUGGGCAAGGCUCUCGCCGUCCAGAGCGCCCGCAUUGCCCUGAGAAGUGGCGAGGCGAGGGCGUUUGGUACCUGUCCUCGCUCGGCUGGCGCUGCUGGCCUCGUCAGGGAGAACCUGCACCGGGCCCAUGGCAAAGCCCUCUGCCCGGUGUCAAAGAAGGGAUUGCAUACUACUGCUGCCCAGGCGGCCGUUGUUGACCAACAGGCCCGUGGAAAGGGUAGAGCAGUCCCGGUCCCUCCGCGAGCCACCGUCGAGCAGCUGAACUGUGCGAGAGAGACGUUUGCUGGUCCCAAGCCAGCUAUCCCAUCGCCUACUGCGAAAUUCGACUAUGAGGGCUUCUACCGAGGCGAGCUGGACAAGAAGCUCAAGGACAAGUCCUACCGCUACUUCAACAAUAUCAACCGUCUGGCCAAGGAGUUUCCUCGGGCACAUAUGGCUCCCCGGAGGACAGAGUAA